Suncus etruscus (white-toothed pygmy shrew) is the source of this 2517-nucleotide messenger RNA. RefSeq names its product radical S-adenosyl methionine domain containing 1 (gene RSAD1). The record is from RefSeq and is a predicted model, not a curated record. Gene Ontology annotation, biological process: porphyrin-containing compound biosynthetic process. Gene Ontology annotation, molecular function: coproporphyrinogen oxidase activity; 4 iron, 4 sulfur cluster binding. Bases 90 to 1424 code for a protein of 444 amino acids. The transcript has 9 exons. Gene Ontology annotation, cellular component: cytoplasm. NCBI's taxonomy places the organism in Eukaryota, Metazoa, Chordata, Mammalia, Eulipotyphla, Soricidae.
UCCGCCCGCGCCCUACGCAGACACGUGCGCGCGCCGGGUGCGUCUGCAGCUGGGAUCCCGCCCGGCGCCCGCGGGCUCCAGGGCCUGCCAUGGCGCUUGCGGGUGCUCGGGGUCGCGGCUGGGCAGCAGCGGCCAAAGUGGCCCAGAAACGCCGCCAAAUGGAGGGUGCGGGAGGGCGCCCGAGUCCUGAGCCCGCGAGCCGGCGCGCGGCCCUUUAUGUGCACUGGCCGUACUGCGAGAAACGCUGCACUUACUGCAACUUCAAUAAGUACCUUCCCCGUGGCAGUGUGGAGGAGGAGGAGGCAGUGCGUGGUUGUCUGGUGACCGAGGCCAGGACGCUCCUGAGGAUCAGCGGUGUGCGGCGGGUGGAAUCUGUGUUCUUUGGAGGGGGCACACCCAGCCUGGCCAGUCCUCACACCGUGGCAGCUGUCCUCGAGGCUGUGGCCGCUGCAGUGUACCUGCCCGCAGACUGCGAAGUCACAUUGGAGGCCAACCCCACGUCCGCCUCAGGCUCCAGACUGGCAGCUUUCGGGGCAGCAGGGGUCAACAGGGUGUCCAUCGGUGUCCAGUCCCUGGACGACCGGGAACUCCAGCUGCUGGGGCGGACACACACGGCCCGUGAUGCCCUGCGAACACUGGAGGAGGCCCGGCGUCUCUUCCCAGGGCGCGUGUCCACGGACCUGCUGCUGGGGCUGCCCGCACAGCAGCUGGAGCCAUGGCUGCUACAGCUGCAGGAGUUGCUUCACCACUGCGAUGACCACAUCUCCCUGUACCAGCUGUCCCUGGAGCGGGGCACCUCGCUCUUUAGCCAAGUGCAGCGGGGCACCCUGCCCAGCCCUGACCCCGACCUGGCCGCAGAGAUGUACCUGGAGGGCCGGGCUGCCUUGCGGGAGGCGGGCUUCCGCCAGUACGAGGUGUCCAACUUUGCCAGGAACGGGGCGCUUAGUACCCACAAUUGGACAUACUGGCAGUGCGGACAGUACCUUGGCAUUGGGCCUGGGGCCCAUGGGCGGUUUAUACCCCUGGGGGCCGGUGGCCAUACCCGGGAAGCUCGGAUCCAGACCCUGGAACCUGACAACUGGAUGAAGGAGGUGAUUCUGUUCGGCCAUGGUACCCGGAAACGCGUCUCCCUGAGUGAACUGGAGCUGCUGGAAGAAGUUUUGGCCAUGGGGCUACGGACAGAUGUGGGGGUCACUCAUCAGCACUGGCAGCACUUCACUCCCCGACUGAGCCUAUGGGACAUAUUCGGAGCAGGUCCGGAGGUGAGGGAGCUUCAGGAGCAGGGUCUGCUGCUGCUGGAUGACAGGGGCCUGCGAUGUUCCUGGGAGGGGCUGGCUGUGCUUGACUCUCUGCUGCUAACGCUCCUGUGUCUACUUCGAAGGACCUGGCAGCAAAGAAGGCCCUGCCUCACGCCAGGAGGGUAACCAGACCCUGCCAGCUGGGCCUUUGGCUGUGGCCAGGACUCCAGCUAGGGGGCUGGAACCCCUUUCUGGUGAGGGACUUGUUCUUCGUUCUGUUUCCUGCUGCCGGGGAGUGGUUGAGGUGUCUGCCAAAGCCUCAGCCUUGACCAUGGAAGCCCAUCCUGGCUGGCUCCCAACUCUGAGCACUUGUUCUGCUGCUUCUGGUCCCGCUAACCCCAUGUAGGUAGGGGAGAAAAGGGGAGAAGCCUCCUGGGGAGACCCUGUGUUGCACACUUAGCCCAGGGACAUUGGACUCUGAGAAUAGGGGGAAGGUCAGGACAAGCCUUAGCUUCUCUUUAAUUAUCCAGGGUUUGUCCUAGGUGGCAGUGCUAUCUGAGAGCCCUUCAGCAGAGUAUGAAGGCAUGGGGAACUAAGCAGGGAAAGGAAAGAGGAGGAGAAUUCACAGGCAGCCCAGAGCCUGCUGUUCCCUGUGGCCCUCUGCUGCCCCAGCAUUCACCCAGCCGUUUUUUAAAUAGCCUGAAAGUCCCUCUGGGUCCUGCCUGUGCCCAUGGCCUUCCUGGGGGGAAGGUGCCUCCUGAGACUUAGCCUCGCCCCUUCCCUGCAUUUCCUUUUGAAAGAUUUUAAACCUACAGAAAAGUUGAAAGGAAAAUUUGAUGUAAACCAUACCCACCGCCUCCACUGCAGGGUGCCGCCAGAGACAGGAUUCAUGUCAGCAAGGCCGGCUUCCACCAACUGGAAAUCAAACAGCCAGCCUGCCUGGCUUCGCGCUCACCCCAGCCUCGGCCAUUGUUCCACAUCGGCCACCUUCAUUUUAUCUUUAGACAGCUCGCUUGCUCGCUGGCGACUUUCUUUUUUCCUUCCUUUCUUGCUUUUUCUGCAGCGUUUGAAAGAAAAUGAUAGGCAGCAAACAUUUUAUCUUCUGUGUCCAAGGAAAGACUUAUUCUCCAGCCACAAAAAAAUCAUUACCAACCGAAGAGCAGUUACAUCCGCGCAGUCAUGCUCAGGGUUUUCACAAAUGAUCACCCAGGUCUCCAAAAACACCUUUCAAUUCCUAAGGGGACAUAGAUUCCAAUAAAGUUUUAUGCUUCACUUUCAA